CGGCGAGCCCAGCGCCAGGCCUCGCCACGUGUGCGCCCUCCCGCUCCUUCUUAUACGUCCCCGUUCCCUCCCCUCCACCGAUCUCCCUCGUCUCCGUCCCCGGCCGUCCACCCCCGCUCUCCCUCCUCGCCCGUCGUCGUCGUCGUUACGUCAUCAUGGAGUCCUCCUACCUGGGAAAGCGCAGGCUGAACGGCGGCGCCGAUAGGGAGACGACGACGGCCAGGGCGCCGGCUGCGUCGUCGUUCCUCCCGGCCGCCGCGAUGGGGUACGAGUACGGUGACGCGGCGGAGGCGGCGGACCACCACCACCUGCCUCGCCGGGUGGCGGCGGGCGAGAUGGACUUCUUCAAGAAGGAGAGGAAGGACGCCGCCGCCGCCGCCGCCUUGGCCGCCUUUGUGCCGUCGUCGUCGGACGAGCACGGCAUCAAGGAAGACGACCUCACCAUCAACAUGGGUCUGCACCACGUCAGCGGGAGGAAGAGCAGCAUCAGGAGCGAGGAGUCCAGCGUCGACGACGGCGUCUCCUCCAACGGCGUGGAUCACAGGGAGACCAAAGCUGAGCUGGCACUGGCAAAAUCCGAGCUUGGGCGCCUGAACGAAGAGAACAAGCAGCUCAAGGACAUGCUCAGCAGGAUGACCAUCAAGUUCAACGCCUUCCAGGUGCAGAUGCCGGUCUACACUACACUGAUGCAGCAGCAGCAGCAAAGGACCAAUAACCAUCAAGCCCUUCUCCGCGGAGCUCCAGGCCAUGAGCUGAUGAACGUCGAUCCGGAGACGAAGGAUCAUCAGGAGGGGAGCGGCGGCAGCCACCUGCUCCCACGGCAGUUCAUCAGCAGCCUCGGCACCGCCCCCGACGACCCGCUGCGCUCCGUGGGCUCGGACGCAAUGCACGGCGGCGGAAACAGCUCGGGGUCGUCCACCAGCAACGCGGAACCGCCGCCGCCGCAACCCUUGGACUACUGCCCUGGCAACGGGCUCAUGGUCAGCAGCAAGGAGAUGAUGCCGCUGCCGGCGUUCGAGCACGGCCACCAGCAGCCGCAGCAGCACCUCGCCCACGAGAUGGGUAGCAGCAGCCGGGCGGAUGAGCCGCCGCAGCCGCACCACCUGGCGGCGGCGCAGCAGGGCUGGCUCUCCAACAAGGUGCAUAAGUUCCUCCCCUCCAAGGGCCCCGAGCCCGUCCCCGAGGCCGCCACCAUGCGCAAGGCCCGCGUCUCCGUCCGAGCCCGCUCCGAGGCACCCAUGAUCAAUGAUGGGUGCCAAUGGAGGAAGUACGGGCAGAAGAUGGCCAAGGGCAACCCGUGCCCCCGCGCAUACUACCGCUGCACCAUGGCCGCCGGCUGCCCCGUCCGCAAGCAGGUCCAGAGAUGCGCCGAGGACAGGACGGUGGUGAUCACGACGUACGAGGGGCACCACAACCACCCGCUUCCCCCGGCGGCGAUGCCGAUGGCGUCGACGACCGCGGCGGCGGCGUCCAUGCUGCUGUCCGGGUCGAUGCCGAGCGCGGACGGCGGCAGCCUGAUGGCGGGGUCCAACUUCCUGGCGCGCGCCGUGCUGCCGUGCUCCUCCAACGUCGCCACCAUCUCGGCGUCGGCGCCGUUCCCCACCGUGACGCUGGACCUCACGCAGCCGCCACCGGGAGCCGCCUCCGCCUCCGCCUCCGCGUUCGCGCAGCCGCCGGCGUCGGCGCCGGCGCAGGCACGGGCGACGGGGACGGAGCCCUCCCAGCUCCAGGCCGCGCUCGCCGACGCCGCGGGCCGGCCGAUGCCGCUGACGACGCAGCUGUUCGGGCAGAAGCUGUACGACCCCUCCUCCAAGGCCCCCGCCGCGCAGGCGGACGCGGCGGGCGACACAGUCAGCGCGGCGGCCGUGAUCGCGUCCGACCCCAACUUCACCGCGAUGCUCGCGGCGGCGAUCAAGUCGUACAUAGGCAGCAGCGGCAGCGGCAGCAAUGGCGCCGGCGGGAGCAGCGGGACGACCGUGCUGCCGCCGGCGGGGGCGAGCAGCGCCGGCGACAGCAGCAGAGACGACAAGGUCGGGGAGCAAGGGAGCUGACGUGAUCGCCUAGCGAUAUGAUCGUCCGUUUGCUUGCUUGCUCUUUGCUCGCCCGAUUCCAGUUUUGUUCCGCUCUAGUUUGCUUCAGUUUAGUUAAUUGUCUCUUGCGUAGUUUAGUUCCCUCAAAAUUUUGCGUAGUUGAGAGUUUGCUUCAGUUUCGUCUGGUAGGAGACGAAAAUUUUGCUAUUUCUUUUUACUCCCCUGGGGCGAUUUUUAUGGCAGCAAGUGGAGUACCAAUUUUGUUCUCCUACAACUUUUAA
Molecule: messenger RNA, 2311 nt
Organism: Sorghum bicolor (sorghum)
Lineage: Eukaryota; Viridiplantae; Streptophyta; Magnoliopsida; Poales; Poaceae
Product: WRKY transcription factor 42
Exons: 6
Coding region: 156-2051 (631 amino acids)
Biological process (GO): regulation of DNA-templated transcription
Molecular function (GO): sequence-specific DNA binding; DNA-binding transcription factor activity
Source: RefSeq, a predicted model, not a curated record